Messenger RNA from Mytilus californianus (California mussel), 1142 nucleotides. Its product is annotated as TATA element modulatory factor-like. The transcript is spliced from 3 exons. NCBI's taxonomy places the organism in Eukaryota, Metazoa, Mollusca, Bivalvia, Mytilida, Mytilidae. The record is from RefSeq and is a predicted model, not a curated record. Bases 53 to 1027 code for a protein of 324 amino acids.
AAGAUGUCUGCGCCUAUGGAAUAAAAGUUGAUUAAUUUAAAGCAACUAUUUUAUGCUGAAUAUGGCAAAGGAAAAAAAUGAAUGGAAUGAUUGGAUUGGUGAACUUUUUACACCAUCUUAUGAUGUUACUGUUGAAGAUAUGCUUGAUCAGCCACAGGAUGAAGAAACAACAAUAAAGUCUAAAGUCAAACUGGUAUCGGCUUUAGAUCCAGACACAAUUAAGGAUGCCUUUGAAAGAGUUCGUGUGACAUGUGUUUUAGCUGAAGAAAUGAGAAAGAAAGCAUCAAAACAAGAUUCCUCUAAAGGCAUUAAAGUAGCAGAAGGCAAAGGCAUAGAUACUCAGCCUGAUAAAAAGGAAGAAAAAACAGUUGAUGUUGAUCAGCCUGGUAUCUGGGACACAAAUGAACUUGCAACUCUUCGUAAAGUUUUUAAAACUAUCAAACAACAUAAUAGAAAAUUAAAGGUGAUCAAUACAGAACUAGAGAAGAGAAAUGAGGAACUUGAAAAUGAAGUUUCCAAUUUGAAACUGCAUUUAAACAAAAAGAAUCAUGAACUAACAGAGGCUGCAAAAGCAAAUAAAAGACAUAAAAUUUUGAGUGACCAGCUGCAGCAUGAUUUGGAUUACAUAACAGCAAGAAUGACUGCAAUGGAGCAAAUAUUUAAGGAAAUUAAUGAGGAAAAGUCCAAAAUGGUCAAAGAAAAUCAGGAAAUGAAAAUUGCAGUUGAUAAAGAGAGAAUGGACCGUGAAAGGAUUGAAUGUCAGUUAAAAUCAUUAGAACAGCAAGCACUAUGUGAAAAAAUGGCAAUGGAACAAACAAUAAAAAUGGAAUGUCAGUCAGAGAUUUCAAAACUACAUAGCCGAAUAAAUGAUCUUUCCGAUGAACUGAACAAAGAGAAAAAGUUACAUUAUACAACAAAAAGAGGAUUGGAACAUUUACGACAACAUUUUGCAAGUUUGCCUUUGUCAAAUAUUGUACCUCCAAAUGCAGUGAAAUCAGACCAAAUAAGCAAAUUUAGCUAUACGUAAUUUAUAAAUAUUUAUAAAAAUAGGCAUCUUUUAUUUAGAAAUUUCAGAUUAUGAUAUAUAAGCAUUUUUUACUGUAUUUUUUAUCAACUUAUUAAAAUUUAAUUUAGUUAUAAAA